CAACAUUCGCCGAUAAGCGAAGCAUGGUGAAACCGCUGUCAAGUCUAACACCGAAGUACGCUGACAUGUUUAGGGUGUUUUUGGACAUUUAGAGUGACUCUUUAAGCUCCAGAGUUCACUAGACUGCUUCCGUCUUCGUGGUUCAGUCGCUCGUUCCUGUCAGCUGACUCCACGCUGUCAGCUGACUCCACGCUGUCAGCGGAGCUUUUAAACACCAAAAUGCAAUCUGUGAAGGUCGGCUAUUUAGCUGCGUCGAGAGCCCUCUGCUCAGGUAGGAUACUCUGUCCCGAGUUCGUUAAACUAUCGGCUGGUUCCGUCAGUCAGACCCGCUUCUGUCGAACAGCCACCAAGCCAGAAGGGACCGCGGUUAUUCGUGUCCCUCGCUACCUGCAGAAGCGCGUCGAGAACGUGAAACAGACCGGAGGCCAGAACAAGAUCAGAACCGUCAAAGCUGGCAAGCUCCUGAUCCAGAGCAAGAACCCUGAGCUGAACCAGUCUGUGGGUUACAUGUUGGGGAAGUUCCAGGAGCCCAUUCUCUGCUCCAAAGGAUGGAAGCAUUACAAAUCCUUCGGUGACCAUUUCACCAUCAACAACAUAAAGGCUGUUGCGCCCUUUGUUGCUGACAAUCAGAAGGAGGGUGUUGAACAGAAGCCGUUGGCGACUUUUAAAAACUUCCACAUCUGCAAGGAGCUGGUGGAAAUUUUGGAAAAUAUCAACAUUACCCAUCCCACCACUGUGCAGCUGCAGACCAUCCCAAAGGUCAUGAGAGGUCAGAACAUUCUCUGUGCUGCAGAGACCGGCAGUGGGAAAACCCUGAGUUACCUCCUGCCUAUUGUUCACAGACUGCAGGCUGAUAAGGAACCAGAGAUGGACACAACGAGUGCACGCAGGAUCCAGGCUGUGAUACUUGUGCCUUCUAGAGAACUGUCUGAGCAAGUGGCAACUGUGUCCAGGACUCUCUGUGCUCCGUUUGGCUUGCUGACAAAGACGGUGGGUGGUGGGCAAGGGGUAGGACACAUCAAGGUGGUCUUCAAGAAUGAUCAGCCGGAUAUUUUAGUGGCUACACCUGGCGCUCUGGUCAAGGCCCUGCGGAGACGCUGCCUGGACUUGAGCGAGCUGAGCUUCUUUGUAAUAGACGAGGGGGACACCAUGUUCGACCCCAGCUUUUCUGAUAUGGUGGAGGACAUCCUGCUCCGUGCAAGCAUCGCUAGUAAUCCCAAGGAAACACGAGGCCUGGGGCACAAAGCCCAGCUGCUGGUAGUGGGGGCCACCUUCCCCGGUGGUGUCGGGGAAGUGCUCAGCAAGGUCACAGACCUUGGCAGCAUGGUGGUUAUCAAGAGCAAGAUGCUGCACUUCCUCAUGCCACAUGUCAAGCAGACGUUCCUGAAGGUGAAGGGUGCUGACAAGACCCUGGAGCUCCACCAAGCCCUGAAGCUGCUCCAACAGGAGAAAGGAGGGGGCGGUGUUUUGGUGUUCUGCAACAAAUCUGCCACCGUCAACUGGCUGGGGUACUCGCUGGAUGAGAUGGGGGUGCAGCACGCACGUCUGCAAGGGGAGAUGCCUGCUGCCGUGCGUGCAGGAAUCUUCCGCUCCUUCCAGAAGGGCGCGGUAGAUGUGCUGUUAUGCACAGACAUUGCUUCACGUGGCCUGGACACAUCCCGAGUGCGCUUGGUUGUCAACUAUGACUGCCCAGAAUCCCAUACUGACUACAUUCACAGGGCAGGAAGGGUGGGAAGAGCAGGAGGGAUGGAGGACGGGGAGGUGCUCAGCUUCGUCUCUCAUCCGUGGGAUGUGGAGCUGGUGCAGAAGAUUGAGACGGCUGCACGUAGGAGAACUAGUCUGCCGGGGAUGGAAUCCGAUAUACAUGAGCCAAAACCCAAAGUAAAGGAGGAAAAGGAAAAUGAGUAGAAGUGUUUUUUGUAUGUUUGCAAGUGGAAGAGCCUCUGGUGGGAUAUGUUACUGUAUGUGUAGUGUUGGGAUGACACUAAAUGUAUAAUAUUGUCAGCAGAAACAGUAAGCAAGUUAGAAUUACAGUAGGCUGAUUUUCUAUGCCCGCUAUGACUAUAAUUGAUCGUUUUGAUAUUAUUGGGGAUGGAUAUUCUACUAAACGGUGUGCUUUUUUUUUUUUUUUUUUUUUACCAUACAAUCAUUCAAACAAUUGCCAAAAGAGAUAAUUUGAAAGACAGAUUAAUGGCAGUGACAAGUCUUGUUUUUUUGCCAAGUAAAGUCACUUAUUAUAAGUGUAAGUCCUAAUAUUUACAAUGCACUAACAUAACGACUAUGCAUUUCCAAUAAUGGAAUAAAUCCUCUGUUUGGGUAUGUGUGUUCAGAAAUUUUUUUGACUUCAAAGUAAAAUCUAAUUGCAUAUUUUU
Molecule: messenger RNA, 2372 nt
Organism: Dicentrarchus labrax (European seabass)
Lineage: Eukaryota; Metazoa; Chordata; Actinopteri; Moronidae
Gene: ddx28
Product: DEAD (Asp-Glu-Ala-Asp) box polypeptide 28
Exons: 1
Coding region: 220-1908 (562 amino acids)
Biological process (GO): mitochondrial large ribosomal subunit assembly
Cellular component (GO): mitochondrion
Molecular function (GO): ATP binding; nucleic acid binding
Source: RefSeq, a predicted model, not a curated record